UGUCAAGACAAGACCAUUUCCCGCAGACUACUUUUUAGGUUAUUUGUUAUUGUGUUGAAUAUAGAAAUUUAACUUAAAAUGGGAAAACGUAAAACCAAAAAUCAAGAUAAGAAGAAAAAACUUGCCCUAGUUUUCGACGAAAGCCAAAGAAAGGAUUAUUUGUGCGGUUUUCGUAAGAGAAAGCUUGAAAGGAAGAAAAAGGCUCAAGAAGACAUUCAGCGUUUACUGAAGGAGGAGAAGAAAAGAAUAAAACAAGAGAAUAAAGAGUCCUACAAAAAACUUGUAGUCUCCAGUAGACCCUUACCUGACAUUGAGCAGCUGCUUAAAGAAGAGUAUGAAGAUGACGAUGUUAAUGUUAAAAUAGUUGAACUGUCAUCAGACACUUUACAAAAAAAAGACUUGGUUAUAGGUGAGAACAAACCUCAAGAGAAAAUAGAAAAGAAAUCUGUCAAAAAACCAAAAGAAAGUUCAGCAGAAAGUGUUCCUGGCAUGGGUUCAGAGACUGAAAUGGAAUCUGCUGAUGAGGAGGAAGAUGAUGAUAAAGAUAAAGAUGAUCAAAAACCAAAAUCCAAAAAAGAGUUAAAGCAUAUGCUCAUGCAGCAAGCCAAGAAGAAGAUGCAGAAAAGCAAAGUAUUCCAAAUGAAGAGCAAGUUGGAUCGAGUACAAAAUAAGAAGAAAUCUCACCAAAAGAAGGAACACAUGGCCAGGACAAAGGCCAAAUCAGGCAAACCUGGCAAACCAAGAAAGGAGAAAUCGAAAAAGAGUUUUGGUAGGAGAAAACAUUGAAAUAAUGUAUUAUAAAAUAUCAAUUGUUUAUUUUAAGACAUACUCGAUUAACAUAAUUAUUCAACAAUCAAAUCAAAAUUAACAAUCAUGCAAUGUAAAUUACU
Messenger RNA from Cydia amplana, 890 nucleotides. It is a transcript of the gene vito, whose product is annotated as nucleolar protein 12-like. The transcript has 5 exons. Gene Ontology annotation, cellular component: nucleolus. The record is from RefSeq and is a predicted model, not a curated record. Lineage: Eukaryota; Metazoa; Arthropoda; Insecta; Lepidoptera; Tortricidae. The coding region runs from base 79 to 786 and encodes 235 amino acids. Gene Ontology annotation, molecular function: rRNA binding.